Messenger RNA from Choloepus didactylus (southern two-toed sloth), 5962 nucleotides. RefSeq names its product SH3 domain containing ring finger 2 (gene SH3RF2). Bases 233 to 2377 code for a protein of 714 amino acids. Gene Ontology annotation, biological process: protein ubiquitination; positive regulation of proteasomal ubiquitin-dependent protein catabolic process; positive regulation of JNK cascade. The record is from RefSeq and is a predicted model, not a curated record. NCBI's taxonomy places the organism in Eukaryota, Metazoa, Chordata, Mammalia, Pilosa, Megalonychidae. Gene Ontology annotation, molecular function: ubiquitin protein ligase activity; metal ion binding; protein phosphatase 1 binding. The transcript has 11 exons. Gene Ontology annotation, cellular component: nucleoplasm.
GUUUUCAAAGCCGCGGCGGCGGCGGCGGCGGCGGCGGCGGCACUUGGGGAAAACGAAGCGAGUUGGAGGGAGCGGCGGCGCGGACGAGCGGGCUGAGCUGAACUCGGCGGAGGUCACAAGCGCAAGGCAGGAAUCCUGACGCUCUUAAGACGCCAGCUCUGCCCCCUUGGCUCAGCUGCCCCUACAAUGUGGAUUCUGCCCCUCCAGGUCAGCACUGGAGUUUUAAAAUAAAAUGGAUGAUUUGACGUUACUUGAUCUUCUGGAGUGCCCUGUCUGUUUUGAAAAGCUCGAUGUCACAGCCAAAGUCCUCCCUUGCCAACACACCUUCUGCAAACCAUGUCUACAGAGGAUUUUCAAGGCCGGCAAGGAGCUGAGGUGCCCAGAAUGCAGGACCCUGGUCUUUUGCAGCAUCGAGGCGCUGCCGGCCAACCUGCUGCUCGCGCGUCUUCUGGAUGGUGUGCGUUCCAGACAGAGCUUGGGGAGAGGGGGCUCCUUCCGCAGGCCUGGCAUACUGACCCUGCAGGACGGCAGGAAAAGCAGGACCAACCCCAGAGGACUGCAGUCCAGCACUUUCCGACUCAUGCCCAAUAUCAGGAUCCACAUGGAGGGGGUGCCUCGAGCAAAAGCCUUGUGCAGUUACCGAGGGCAGAAUCCUGGUGACCUGAGGUUUAAUAAGGGCGAUGUCAUCCUCCUGCGGAGACAACUUGAUGAAAACUGGUACCAGGGGGAGAUCAACGGAGUCAGCGGGGUCUUCCCAGCCGGCUUCGUGGAAGUCAUCAAGGCACUGCCCCAGCCGCCCCCGCUCUGCCGGGCCCUCUACAACUUCCACCUACGAGACAAGGAGAAGAGUGAGAACCAGGACUGCCUGACCUUUCUCAAGGAUGAUAUCAUCACUGUGAUCAGCCGAGUGGAUGAGAACUGGGCAGAAGGCAAGUUAGGAGAUAAAGUAGGCAUCUUCCCUAUCGUGUUUGUGGAGCCAAACCUCACUGCAAGACACCUCCUAGAGAAGAACAAAGGCUGUCAGUCAUCCCGCGCAAAAAGUCUCUCCCUGGGGUCCUCUUUCUCCAGAGGCAAAGCAACCAACUCGCCCACCCUCCGUAGAGGCCCAGGGUCCAGGAGGAAGGGGCCCGGGCAGUUCUCCAUCACAACAGCUUUGAAUAACCUCAACAGGAUGGUCCAUUCCCCAUCAGGUCGCCAUAUGGUGGAGAUCAGCACCCCCGUGCUUAUCAGCUCCAGCAACCCCUCUGUGAUCACCCAGCAUGUGGAGAAGCACGUGGAGAAAGCAGACGCUCCUCCCAGCUCCAUGGGGCAGGUCAGCACUUAUCAUCCCACACCUGCCUCCCCAGGACACUCCACAGCCAUCGUCAGUCUGCCUGGCUCCCAGCAACACUUCUCAGCUAACAUGUUUGUAGCCCUGCACUCCUACUCAGCCCAUGGGCCCGAUGAGCUGGACCUGCAGAAGGGAGAAGGCAUCAAGGUCCUGGGGAAGUACCAGGACGGCUGGCUCAGGGGUGUCUCGUUGGUCACUGGGCGAGUCGGCAUUUUCCCAAACAGCUAUGUCAUCCCCAUUCUCAGAAAGACAUCUAGUUUUCCAGGCAGCAUUUCAGAAGGCGAACCCCAGCAAAGCCGUCCCUUCAAAUCCGUCUUUGUGCCCACCGCCAUCGUCAGCCCCGUGAGGAGCACGGCCAGCCCUGGGACUUUGAGGCAGGGCUCUCUUCGGAAAGGGCGAAGCAGCAUGAGAAAGAACGGAUCCCUGCAGAGACCCAUCCAGUCAGGGACCCCCACCAUCGCGGUCAGCUCCCUCAGACGCAGCCCCACCAUGGUCGUCCGGCCUCAGCAGUUCCAGCUCUACCAGCCUGGGGGUCCCUCCUCACCCUCCGCGGUGAUAGUGGAGAUGGGACCCAAGCCUGCUCCCACCAGGGAGCCUGCCCUCACGUGCAUCAGCAGAGGCAGCGACUCCAGGGUCCACUCGGCGGCCAGUUCCCUCAUCAUGGAAGGCAAGGACGUCCCCGUCAAGAGUGAGCCUCCACCCAAACCGCCGGCAUCUGCCCCACCAUCGAUCCUGGUGAAACCAGAAAACUCUAGAAACGGCACUGAAAAGCAAGUCAAAACCGUGAGAUUUCAGAAUUACAGCCCUCCUCCCACCAAACAUUACACCUCCCAUCCCACCUCCGGAAAGCCUGAACGGCCAGCCACCCCCAAGGGGUCUCAGCCAGAAACAGCCCCCUUGGGCCCAGAGAUGACCGUCCUGUUCGCCCACAGAAGUGGCUGCCAUUCUGGACAGCAGACAGACCUCCAGAGAAAGUCAACUUUCGGCAAGGCCAUGACCCCAGUGUCCACUCCCUCGGCCACGCAGACCGUGUUUCCCAGCAAAUGAAUCUUCAGGUGGCUUUUCCUAGACCCCAAAGAGACCCUGCCUUGGUAAUCUUCCCAGGAGGGGCUAGCAACAGCUGGAGUGCUGAAGAGAAAAAUCUAUCCCAUCGGAUGGACUCUGCCCAAUGGAGAGUCUGCAGACCAUGCGACAUUCCUUGGCCAUCAGGGAUGGUUCAGGAAUACCAAUAGGCUGACCUCCAAGACAGGAGGGUAAUAAGAGGAAGAACAGGUCUGCCUUCCUCCAAGAAUUAAUGGGUGGUGGGCCAGGAUGGAGGAAAGCAAACAAGAGUCCUGUUAUAGGUUCCACCUGAUGCACAACUCUCUUGUUUUUGGUUUCUGUUGUCAAAGCCAAACUACCUUGCCAGUUUCUCAUAGCUUGGCACCCAACUGACAAAUGAAAAGAUUGGACCUCAAAUGCUUUAUAGCUCUGUGUCUUGCCUGUCUCCCUAGCUCAGAUUUAGGGCAAUGCAGUGGAUGGUAUAUUCUUCUCUCCUCUGUUCAAGCCAGAGAGACCAGUGCUUCUUCACGAUCUCGCCCACCCUCCAAACUCUCCCCUGAUUCCCCCGCCAGGCAUCCUGCCUCUCUCUACCACAUCCUCAGUCUUUUCCAUUCCAAAUCCAUUGUGUCUCUCCCCCGCUGCUCGCCCUGCCACCUUCUGAUUCAGAAGAUUUCUGUAGUUAGAAAGUACUGAUCAAGGAAAUAAGAACUAAUACAUAAAAAGUCCAUGAUGUUAUAAGAAGAGAUACCACAGGCUGCAACCCUUGCAGAGAGGCUCUGUCAAAUCUAAGGAUAGAAAAAUCCAUUAGAACCAUGCAUCCCUUUUAGUUCAAAAAUAAGUCAUCAUAAAGAACAAACCAUUAGAAGAUAUUUUACCCCUGGUUUUAAAAUAUCUAUAAUUUAUAAUACAUUUUUAAAUUUAUCUUUGCUACCCUGAGAGAAGCAUUGCACAGAUAUGUAAAAUUCACAAAUACCCUGCAACUUUUUGAGCCAUACAUUUUCCUCUUCUCCCUUAUCUUAAGACAUCAAUAAGUAUUCAUUUUAAAAGUGCGUGCUGCCCUAAUUAUCAAGGAUGAUGCCAGGAAGCCAGCAUCAAUUGGAUAUAUUCGUUGUUUCACAGUUCAGGAUCAUAGUUUUGUGCUGAAGCCUCCUCCGUGUUUCACCCAGUCCUGCUUGUAAUCAAGAGCACUCACCAGCCAAACCCGGGAGCAGAGUAAGGAUUGUAUUGUGAUUAUGAAAUUGUUUUCUUCUAUGUGAAGGUGUCACAUGCAAAAUUCAAACUGGCACUUAUCUUUUAAUGGGCUGAAUAAUGUGGACUUCUUAGCUCCACCCUUCUCUGGUUAACCACAGGGGAGGUGAUAAUAAGCAACAAGAAGCCCCAAAAUAUUGGCUUUAUCUGCCAGGCAGCAGGUAAGAAUGCAAGAGGCAAUGAUUGGUUCACAGAAAGGAUAAUUCCGCGAUGACAUCUGCUUCCCACACAUGGCCAAAGAUGGUGCUGCCAAUUGUCAGUCAUCCCUCUUCUCUGAGUCACUGCGACCACCUGUCGGUCCCCUUUCCUCUGUAAUGAGUUCAGGUUGAGUUGGCUCCUGUUUAGCCUCAGCAGCAAUGAAAGAGAUGGUGCCUUCAGGUUCUGGACACCAUUAUUUCAACAUGUACUUCCCAUGUAAAUGUACCUACCAUGUCCCUACCAUGUAAAUAAGUUUUAGGUGAUUUCAUUUUCCAGGGAAAAGUCAUAGAAUGCCAGAGGUGGAAGGAUUCUUAAUUUUAUAGGUAAUGUGUGGAAAGGUUAAGUAUAGCAAGCUGCCUACAUAAAAGCAAGUUGUGUAAGUUAGGGGGGAAACAACAUAACUUUUAGUCCCCAGAAACUGUUAGAACACUUAAACUAUUUACAGUCUUGUUUUCAUAAGCCCUCUCAUUCAUAGUUCCUUCGUCUUGCAUCGUCUUGCCCGCUCACUGUUAACGCAAGAAACCACCACUUCUGCUUUGUCCUUAUGCUGUUCUUUAAGCCCCUAGGAUUUUUCCACGGCUUAUAGCAGAGGGUUUCAUGGGGAUUUAGCUCUUCCUUUGAAUCUGUUUAACCAAUAACCAAAUACUUUUUUUCAAACACAAAAAGAAGAAUCUGAUUUGUUCCCAGUCAAAUAGAAACUUGGGGAAAGCUCCCCAUUUCCUAAAGUUUUCAUCUCUGGACUGUUGAUUCCAGCAUACAGGGUACCAAAUGGCCAUGGAUCAAAAAAUGGCAUGGGUGGGGCAGGAAGUAGGGGAAAGCUGGGCAUGGAUGAUUUAGGAUGGUUAGAAGGAGCUCAGCCCAGAAAUUUACCCUGGGAUGGUUUGCUUACUGUGUGGUCUGAUGGUUUCAUCUUCUGAAGUUGUUGCUUCCUAUCAUGACAUGUUGGGUUAUGAGGAGGACAUGUCGUUUAGGAGAAAAAAGAGGAAGAAGAAAAUGUAAAGGGAGGAAAAUGCACUCCUCCAUGGACAUAUAAACAGAAAAGCUAUAAAUUCUUGUGUCUCUGUUUUUUUUAAGUACAGUGUUUUUGAUAGAACAAAAGAGAAUAUGAGUUAAUAUGUAUGUGAAUAAUGUUUGUAAAAAGGGUAUGUGCAGUCAUUAUGGACUAUUACAUAACUAAACCUUAGAUAUAAAAAUAUGUAAACACACACAAAAAAAUUGCAUAGGGCAGUGGGCAUUUAAGGACUUCCAAACUUUUCAUACCUUUGUUCCAAAAAAUAGAGAGUUCCAGGGCUGGCAGCUAUUUCCUUCACAUAUGCUACUGUAAAAUAGAUUUUUGUUUUUUUCUGGUUUUGUAAGUUAUAACAAUUUGUACGGGUUACUUUGAAAUGUCUGUUGCAUGUGCCUUGGUGGUGUUUACCCACAUCAGAGAUCCGUCCCACACUUUGCAUCCUGGAAAACCAAAAGGACUUUUCUACUGAGAAGAAAAACAUGCAAAACGUGCCUUCUCUGUUGGGUAACUCUCAAACUCGUACCACUGACUGCUUUUUGUAAGCCUUAGUAAAUGGGAUGUUUAAUAUCAGAUUUGUGGUCUGUUGCUUAAAUGUUUGGUGUUGGAUAAACUUUCUCCUAGGAAGAGAGCACAUAUUUUUGUCAAGUACCUUCUUUUUGGACUUGAUAUCUAUUAAAGGACACCAGAAGUCAUGCUCUAAGCCACUUCCCCUCAGGACCACUCUACCAACGGUGUUCAAAGAACUCUCCGCAUAUUAAUUCUCCAUUUUAUAUUUUGUUUCUGUGGUAGAAUAAAUACUUUCAGAGCCUAGAGUUUUACUUGUUUGGAUUUGUGGCUCUAAUCAAGUCUAAGUUUGCCCUUUACUGCACAGACUGAUCGGACGAAGCCGGGGAAAAAUAAGGGCCUGCCCUGCUGGAGGGGACCACUUGCGCUUUUUACAUCAGCCACAAGAACGGCGCCAGAACCGGUGUGUGACAUACCAUCAACUCUUCGUGCAGGGAAGGGACAGCCAUGCCAAAGUGGAGACAUUACCCAAGUCUCCAUAGCCCAAAAUGCACAUUGUUCCCUGUUGUAAGCUUGUGAAGCCUGAUAUGUAUUUUAGCAUGAAACAAUAAAACCGGUUUAUUUUCAUUUAA